Messenger RNA from Cucurbita pepo subsp. pepo (vegetable marrow), 1059 nucleotides. Its product is annotated as gamma carbonic anhydrase-like 2, mitochondrial. The record is from RefSeq and is a predicted model, not a curated record. NCBI's taxonomy places the organism in Eukaryota, Viridiplantae, Streptophyta, Magnoliopsida, Cucurbitales, Cucurbitaceae.
GUAUCGCCCUCUCCGACUUGCCAUCAGCUGAAUCACAGACCACGCUCGCUUCUGCUCUAGAAAUGGCAGCUCUAUCUCGCUUUUCCAGGAAGGCAAUAGCCUCGGCGGUUGCGACUAAUCAACUCCGCCGCGCUUUCUCGACGGAAGUGUCGAAAACGAUUGCGCCCUCACCGGAUCGAGUCAAGUGGGACUAUAGAGGUCAAAGAAAGAUAAUCCCGCUUGGCCAGUGGCUCCCCAAAAUUGCCGUCGACGCCUAUGUUGCGCCUAAUGUUGUCCUCGCCGGACAGGUCAACGUCUGCGACGGGGCCUCCGUUUGGGCGGGUUCCGUUCUCCGCGGCGAUCUCAACAAGAUCACCGUCGGGUUUUGCUCUAAUGUACAGGAACGGUGCGUCCUUCAUGCUGCUUGGUCCUCUCCAACAGGACUGCCAGCAGAGACAUCCAUAGAGAGAUUCGUCACCAUUGGUGCAUAUAGUCUGUUGCGGUCAUGCACCAUUGAGCCGGAGUGCAUUAUUGGACAGCAUUCCAUUCUCAUGGAAGGUUCCCUGGUGGAGACACACUCAAUUCUUGAAGCUGGGUCUGUAGUUCCCCCAGGAAGGAGAAUUCCCAGUGGUGAACUUUGGGCAGGAAACCCAGCAAGGUUUGUCAGGACGUUGACCCACGAGGAGACCUUGGAAAUUCCUAAACUUGCUGUUGCAAUUAAUGACCUGAGCAAGGAACAUUUCUCAGAGUUUCUUCCUUACUCCACAGUAUAUUUGGAGGUCGAGAAAUUCAAGAAGUCGUUGGGUAUAACCAUAUGAUGCAAUAUGCCUUCUCUCAUCUUUGCAUUUUGUUUGUUGAGGAAAAUAAAUAUCUCCGAAUCAUAUACCAGCUUUCAGGUUCCUUAAUUUCAUGCUGAUUUUGCUUGCAUCGACUUAGGAUCAAGUGGGUUUUAUUAGAGUUUAUGAUUGAUGCUUAUGUUAACACUCGGACUCCUUAUGGAUAAUUAAAAUCCACCGAUGAUUUGAAAUCUCCCGUUGUAUGUUUUAUGAGUACUAUUUAUAUGUUUGUUCCCAAUGACCA